AUGCAAAAUGGUAGGAGAAAGCAAGGUUCUUCCGUUGUAGUAACCGCGGAGCAUGUGACUCCGGUCAUGUGCUUGUUACCGAGGAGGGGGCUCACAAUGCUCGACGCGCCGUUGCGAAAACGCAACCAAGCUAUAAAGCUUGUACUGGCAGCUAAAGCGUGCAACGAUAAAGUAAACUUUGACGUGAACAGUGAUGCAACAUACAGCUCAGGUGAGCUCGAAGAUAUCGUGGUAUCGUCCCCAUCGGAAAUGUCAAGGCUGGCAUUGUCUCGGAGGCGGUCACAUGAUGAUGUGACCGCCGACGACUCACGUCCUGGCACGUGGAGGCCCGCGGACGGAAGUGAGAACGCGAGGAAGAAAGUACCGGCGCGCGCAACCGGUCGCUUUAGUGGGACAAUCGAGUUCAAACCUGGCGGCGUUCGGCCGAGAUGCCUAGGAACAUUAGAGUGGAGCGACGCGACAACCAGUACUGUCACGGACGGACAUGAU
Molecule: messenger RNA, 489 nt
Organism: Iphiclides podalirius (scarce swallowtail)
Lineage: Eukaryota; Metazoa; Arthropoda; Insecta; Lepidoptera; Papilionidae
Source: the annotation of a GenBank genome assembly